AUGACAGUUGGACAUAAACUGCCUGCCGUCAUUCUAUUUGGAACUUGUACUGAGAACGGUUCAGUGUUAUGUUUAACUUUCGAGCUUCUAACAAUUCAUUUUCUCCAGUCGAACGACACCAGGAUCACACGAGGAUCAUGGAUUGAACCUCAGUCUCAGGUGAGUUGUAUAGUCGCCAUGGCUGCGGCUCCCAGAAUAAUCAAGUCUAGUGGUAUCAGAUUGAGAGCUACUUCGAGGACAGCUAUUGGUGUAUGCGACGUGGCUGGUGGGGCGGGGUCGGUGAAUGCGUUACCAAGUGGCGCGGGCGCACGGCUCGCACCUUCCUUCGACGCGGCCACCCCGAGGAACGUCACCGCGCUCGUUGGCAAGUCUGCCUACCUCAGCUGUCGAGUGCGCAACUUGGGAAAUAGAACGGUGACUGCUCUGUCAUCGAACACACACAAACCACCUCAGAAAUUCCUAGCACGUCCCAUCGCAAUUAGGAGUACGUGUACUAAGCACCGUCGUUGCGGAGGCCGGGACCCGCGACUGCGACUAAUUGCUCGCGAUAAUUGUGCGACGGUCGCUUCCUGCCGCUUCGCUUGCCGCCGCUCUUUCCGCUCAACAUCGAGCGGGGAAAGGAAAGAACGCGUGACUGAUCAUGAAUUUCAUAUGGUGCUUUGA
Arctia plantaginis is the source of this 663-nucleotide messenger RNA. Lineage: Eukaryota; Metazoa; Arthropoda; Insecta; Lepidoptera; Erebidae. The record is from the annotation of a GenBank genome assembly.